AUGCUCGACGUGGAGGACAAAUCCCUCCUCACUCUGCGUGGCAAUCGGAUGAUGCGGGAGCGCGCAACCUGUUCCGGCUGCGGCAAGCACUCCGGCCUCGACGACCUCGUCCACAAUGCUCUGUAUGCCGGCAUCCACGGCAAGGCGUUCAUGUUGGACGUGCUGGUGCACGGACCCAAGGCCGAUAGUCCUGGGCAUGAGAUCACUUGCUCCGGCUGUGGAUUUGUCCAUGAUGGCUUGUUCUUGUGGAUUCCCUCUCUACCCUGGUGA
Messenger RNA from Aspergillus brunneoviolaceus CBS 621.78, 270 nucleotides. RefSeq lists its product as uncharacterized. The coding region runs from base 1 to 270 and encodes 89 amino acids. The record is from RefSeq and is a predicted model, not a curated record. Lineage: Eukaryota; Fungi; Ascomycota; Eurotiomycetes; Eurotiales; Aspergillaceae. The transcript has 2 exons.